This is a messenger RNA of Colletotrichum godetiae, 1786 nucleotides long. Its product is annotated as cytochrome P450 55A3. Lineage: Eukaryota; Fungi; Ascomycota; Sordariomycetes; Glomerellales; Glomerellaceae. The record is from RefSeq and is a predicted model, not a curated record. Gene Ontology annotation, molecular function: iron ion binding; monooxygenase activity; oxidoreductase activity, acting on paired donors, with incorporation or reduction of molecular oxygen. The transcript is spliced from 7 exons. The coding region runs from base 87 to 1385 and encodes 432 amino acids.
GAAAUCAGAUAUAAAUACAAGAGGCACCAUCUCUUUGACAAACUAACUACCGUACUCUUUCUCUACAGACAAUCCAGACACUACUCAUGUUCUCAGCCUCAUUCUCUCGUCUAUCGUCAACAGCAACCAAGCUCCGACGAUACCCUUCCCGCCUCCGUCCCAUCCAGAACACAAUGACCACAACCACGCCCCCAAACUUCCCCUUCCACCGCGCCUCAGGCCUCGAGCCGCCCGCAGAAUACGCCCGCCUCCGCGCAACAGAGCCUGUCUCGCAAGUAAAGCUCUACGACGGCUCCCUCGCAUGGCUAGUGACAAAGUACAAAGACGUCUGCGCCGUCGCCACGGAUCCACGUCUCUCCAAGGAGCGCACCCGCGCCGGGUUCCCCGAGCUCAGCGCCGGCGGGAAAGCAGCGGCCGCGAAUAAGCCCACCUUUGUCGACAUGGACGCGCCGGCGCAUAUGCAGCAGCGCGGCAUGGUUGAGCCGCUUUUUUUGCGGGAUCAUGUUGCGAGUAUGAAGCCGUAUAUCGAAAAGACUGUGAAUGGUCUCCUGGAGAGGAUGGUGGAGCAGGGGUGCGACGAGCCGGUUGACUUGAUUGACAAGUUUGCCGUGCCUGUUCCUUCAUAUAUCAUCUACACCAUCCUCGGUGUCCCGUUCGAGGACCUCGAGUACCUCACCCAGCAGAACGCCAUUCGAACCAACGGCAGCGGUACGGCACUGCAAGCUCAGUCUGCAAACCAAGAACUCCUCAACUACCUCGCAAAACUAGUCGACCAGCGCAACAUCGAGCCCAAAGACGACCUCAUCAGCAAACUGGUCGUAGAACAGCUCAGACCCGGCCAUAUUGAGAAAUCGGACGCCGUACAAAUCGCCUUCUUGCUGCUCGUUGCCGGGAACGCGACAAUGGUGAAUAUGAUUGCUUUGGGCGUCAUCGAACUCUUCCGAAACCCUACCCAGCUCGCCCAACUCAAAGCCGACCCCUCGCUCGCCUCAUCGUUCGUCGAAGAGCUGUGUAGAUACCACACUGGCUCCGCCAUGGCGAUGAAAAGGGUAGCCAAGGAGGACAUAAUCCUCGGCGGCAAGACGAUCAAGGCAGGCGAGGGCAUCAUUGCCUCAAACCAAUCCGGCAACCGAGACGAAGACGUCUUUCCCGACCCAGACGUCUUUGACAUGCACCGGACGCCGGACCCGAAUCACGCGCUGGGAUUCGGCUUUGGACCGCAUAGGUGUAUCGCCGAACCGCUUGCACGCGCGGAGCUCGAGGCUGUUUUUGCAACGCUCUUCCAGAAGCUCCCCAGUCUGAGAAUUGCCGUGCCGAUUUCGGAUAUCGAUUACACGCCCUUAAACAAGGAUGUCGGGGUGGUCAAGUUACCGGUGACAUGGUGACCGGUGGGAGAUAUUUCUAUUUCAGGCAGGAAAAUAGGCGGCAACGUAAGUUGGACGGCUUUAAGUUAGUAGGAAGCUCUCGGUAGUUGAUUGAUUACCUCUCUUCUCUGCUCUUAUGAUUAUGAAGAAGCUCCUUCCAUGUGAAAUCGAGGUUAAUUCGGGAAAGUAAAAAAGACUACAUAUAGAGGGGAGGACAUCAGACGACCAGGAAGGAGGGGUUAAAGCAAAGUUCACCAGUUCGCAAAGGCCCAGCUCGAUCCGGGUGCGCCGGUGAAACGCGGCAGUAAGCAGGCAUCGAGUAUCGUCGUCCUAAUGUCGAAGGUUGACGGAGCCGAAUUCGGCGAAUUUGCUUUUUGGGGUGAGUAAUUGCGUGAGAUUUUGAGUUGCGAGAAUGCCGUUGG